Messenger RNA from Ruditapes philippinarum (Manila clam), 1926 nucleotides. Its product is annotated as probable glutamate--tRNA ligase, mitochondrial. Gene Ontology annotation, molecular function: tRNA binding; ATP binding; glutamate-tRNA ligase activity. The transcript is spliced from 14 exons. The coding region runs from base 1 to 1380 and encodes 459 amino acids. NCBI's taxonomy places the organism in Eukaryota, Metazoa, Mollusca, Bivalvia, Venerida, Veneridae. The record is from RefSeq and is a predicted model, not a curated record. Gene Ontology annotation, biological process: glutamyl-tRNA aminoacylation.
AUGAAAGUAGACAAAGCCUCUGAACUGACAAGAAAAGUUCCGAAGGCAGUGGAGAAGCUAGAAGACGUGUUACAGUGGACAGGAAUAGUGCCAGAUGAAAGUCCCACAGUUGGUGGAUCAUAUGGGCCAUACUUACAGUCAGAAAGGCGUUCAUUGUAUGAAAAAAGUGUUGACGCUCUUUUGAAGAGUGGGCACUGCUACCAUUGUUUCUGUACAGAGAGAAGAUUAGAAAUGUUGCGGAAAGAUGCGGCUAAACGAGGAGAACCUCCACGAUACGACAACAAGUGUAGAUAUCUAACUGAGGAGGAAGUAAAUGAAAACUUGGAACAAAAUAUUCAGUCAGUGAUCAGAUUUAAGUAUGAGCCAUUAGAAAGUGCUUGGACGGAUCUUGUUUAUGGUUUAAUGCACGAGAAGUCUGUGGGUGAAUCUCUGGAAGGUGAUUUUAUAGUGAUGAAGACGGAUGGCUUUCCGACAUACCAUUUUGCAAAUGUUGUAGAUGAUCAUUAUAUGAAGAUUUCUCACGUUUUAAGAGGCGAGGAAUGGACUAUUUCUACACCUAAACAUCUCCAGAUGUAUAAAGCCUUUGGUUGGGAGCCACCUGCUUAUGCCCAUUUACCUUUAAUAGUUAACAGUGAUGGAACAAAGCUGUCUAAAAGACAAGGAGAUAUUACUGUUGAAUAUUUUAGGGAACAAAAUUAUGAUCCAAAUGCAAUAUUAAACUAUUUAUCAACAGUAAGUGGGGCUUUUAAAGAUAGUACAGAGGGUAAAACUCUAGGGGAGAUGAUCAGUAUGUUUUCAUUGGACAAUGUUACAAGCCACCCUGCCAGACUUCAACCUGAAAAGUUAAAACCCCUUAACGGACAUCAUUUACGCAGACAAUUCCAUGGUGAUCAGAAACAACAAGUUGUAAAUAAAACACAAGAAAUGGUUCAAAAACAUUAUAUGGAAAGAGUAGCAAAUAGCCAUGUUUUAGACUUACGUUAUAUAGAGCAUAUACUUACAUGGGCUUUGGUUUCAAGAAUAUCACAUUUGGAGGACUUGCUCUCAAAUUCUCUAAACUUUAUCUGGGUAUUUCCAGACCAAGAGAAAGUUAAAAAUGCACUUUUUAAGGACAAAAACAGUGAAACUAUGAUUAAAGGGACCAUCGACAAAUUAAACAUUGUGCAUACAUUUAAGGAAGCACCACUAAAAGAGACUUUAAUGUGUUUCUGCAAGGAACAAAGUUUUAAAACUAAACAUUACAUGACUGCAUUGAGAAAUUGCCUCAGUGAACAAAAGGUAGGUCCACCUGUUGCUGAAAUGAUGGAGAUGCUGGGAAAACAAGAGACAUUAAAACGUUUACAAAGUGCAUGUGAUUCUCUGAACACUGGACAGACGUAAAAAUAAACAAUAAAGAGGAUAAAUGUAACAGAAAUUAUCAUGACAUUUACAUAAUGAAUUGAAUGAUAAAAGACUGCAGAUUUUUAUGUUGUUAGUAGUUCUGGUUGAAAACAUUACCAAACACAAACAUGUUGAAGAAUUAAUUUUCACUCUAUUGCAAAACUAUAGUUUUAAUAAAGUUGCAUUGUUGUUUUAAUUGUUAAUGUUAUUUUAUUUCAUUCUUGUUAAAAAUUAAAAUUGAUUAAGAUUGAAGAAAGAAGGACAGAUACAUGUAUACACUCAUGGGUGUAAGUUUUCAGGAGUAUACCUGAAGUUCAGGACUUUUAGACUCGUUAAAACAAUACUUUUCUUUUGAAAACUACAGAAAAAUUGCUAAAUUCAGGAUUUUCAGGACUUCUAAAAUUCCCAUCUUUCACCCAUGCACUCUGUGAGCAAAGAUUGAAUGAGACUGGUUAAUUACCAAAGUAACAGAUUGUAAAGAACUACUGAAAGCAGAUAUAUUCUAUGAUGAAAACUCCUUUUAUUAUAAAAGACGAUGGUCAGAUG